Molecule: messenger RNA, 825 nt
Organism: Saccharomyces eubayanus
Lineage: Eukaryota; Fungi; Ascomycota; Saccharomycetes; Saccharomycetales; Saccharomycetaceae
Gene: MRPL13
Product: mitochondrial 54S ribosomal protein mL50 MRPL13
Exons: 1
Coding region: 1-825 (274 amino acids)
Cellular component (GO): mitochondrion
Source: RefSeq, a predicted model, not a curated record
AUGGGCAUUCGACAGGCAGAAAGGGGACGUAGCACAGGUAUGUCGUCACUGCUGAGAGUACAUUGUGUUGGGCCGUUCCUAAAAGGCUUGCCACCGCUUACUGCUGCUGCUAAGCAGACGGUCAGGCCUAUUCACACUUCUUCUCCAAACGGGGAUUUCAUGUCGUGGUUCAAGAGGAAGAAGCAAGAAGAACACAAGGAGCCCGUUAAGGACACGAAACAGUUGAUAAAGGAUAUCGAAGAGGGUAGGGCUGGAGCGUCUUCCAAGAACAAGAAUAGAUUGGAACUAAUACCUGAUAACUUUAUUGGUGACGGUCCCAGACGGUAUAAAAGGAAGAAGGAGUUAAAGCAUGCCAUUUCUGCUGCCCCAUUCAAUCAAUGGUUGACUAGGGGCAAGGUCACUUCCGAGAAUGAAUUAGACGACGUAAUAUCGCAGGCAAUGCAAAAAACGCUGGGCAACGAUGACCAGAACGUCCAGUUUCCGGAUUUAGUGGCCAAGUUCGAAUUCACCAAGUUUUUGCAAGCGAAAUCAGGCUAUCUAAUCUCAGAUUAUAAACUGACUACUCUAACCACUCCCCUACAGUUCAAAAAGUAUUUUAUGGAGAAAAUUCUACCAUCGGUUAACGAUCCUGCACUUAUUUUCAAAGAAGCUGAGCCUAAUGCCAUCCAUCCACUUUCCGACAAUUAUGCUUCGCCAAACGUUUAUGUCGUUAACGAUAUMACUCCCAAAGAGCAAAAAAUUAAAUAUGAUACUAUUAUGAGAGAAGUUCAGAAACUGGAAGAUGAUGCAACGAAGAAAGCCUUGGAAACAGCAAGAUCUGCCUAG